Molecule: messenger RNA, 4808 nt
Organism: Bombina bombina (fire-bellied toad)
Lineage: Eukaryota; Metazoa; Chordata; Amphibia; Anura; Bombinatoridae
Gene: MAP4K5
Product: mitogen-activated protein kinase kinase kinase kinase 5
Exons: 31
Coding region: 282-2864 (860 amino acids)
Biological process (GO): protein phosphorylation
Molecular function (GO): MAP kinase kinase kinase kinase activity; ATP binding
Source: RefSeq, a predicted model, not a curated record
GGCCAUUCGCAGUUGUCUGAGUUUCCUCCCUCUCCACCCAGCGUCCGGGUGUUACGAGUUGUCUUCUGCAUCUCUUAUCCCGACAAACGCAACGUCUCCUUUACUCCCUCUAGCUCUCACUCUCCCUUCUUUUAUUGUUGCGGCCCAUGGCAGGAAAUGGGCCAGGAGCCAUGUUUCUCGUUCCUCAGCGCUGAGUUCUGCGGCCGUAUCCCGGAUCAGUAAAAAGUGUCAUCUUCAGCCCCUAACCGACUUCUGUGUGUCCUGCAGCCGACAGGGGAGCUAUGGAUCAUGUCCUGAGCCGGCCGAGCUCUGACAUUCUCCGCAAGAACCCGCAGCAGGAUUUCGAGCUGAUCCAGCGGGUUGGCAGCGGCACCUACGGGGAUGUCUACAAGGCUAGGAAUAUUCAGACUGGAGAGAUGGCUGCUGUUAAGAUUAUUAAGCUGGAACCUGGUGAUGAUUUCUCCUUGAUACAACAAGAAAUCUUUAUGGUGAAGGAAUGCAAACACACCAAUAUUGUUGCUUACUUUGGCAGCUAUCUCUGCCGGGAGAAGCUGUGGAUCUGUAUGGAGUUCUGCGGCGGGGGCUCACUCCAGGACAUCUACCAUGUAACCGGUCCUUUGUCAGAACCCCAGAUAGCCUAUAUGUGCCGAGAAACGUUGCAGGGUCUUGCCUACUUGCAUAUUAAAGGAAAAAUGCACAGAGACAUCAAGGGUGCGAACAUUCUACUUACAGGCAAUGGAGAUGUUAAACUAGCCGACUUUGGUGUGGCAGCCAAAAUAACAGCUACAAUUGCCAAGAGAAAAUCUUUCAUCGGGACCCCUUACUGGAUGGCUCCAGAAGUGGCUGCAGUUGAGAAGAACGGAGGAUACAACCAGCUUUGUGAUAUCUGGGCUGUUGGCAUCACUGCAAUAGAACUGGGAGAGCUACAACCGCCAAUGUUUGAUCUUCAUCCUAUGAGAGCUUUGUUUCUUAUGUCAAAGAGCAGCUUUCAACCUCCAAAACUAAAGGAAAAACUGAAAUGGACUCCAGUAUUUCACAAUUUUGUCAAAGUCGCUUUAACCAAGAAUCCAAAGAAAAGGCCCACUGCUGAGAAACUGCUGACACAUGCCUUUGUAGCUCAAGUGGGCCUCUCCAGAGUCCUUGCCCUGGAGCUCUUGGAUAAAGUGAACAACCCAGAUCACCACCAGCAUUACAAUGAGCCUGAUGAUGACGAUAUUGAACCCCUGUCUGUCGUAAGACAUACUAUCCGUUCUUCUAACAAAGCAGUAAGAGCUGAGAGAACAGCAUCAGAAUUGAACUUUGACAAGCUACAGUUUGAGCCACCUCUCAGGAAAGAAACAGAAGCUAAUGAAGAAGUGGGCUACAGCCAAGACAGUGAUUAUUCAUCCCAGUGGAAUCCGUUUUCCAAUGGUUCUAACACAGAAUCCACGUUGAAGCGAGUUGUGCCUCCACCGUUACCCCCUAAGCCUCUGAGAAUGAACAGCUUUCCAGAAGACAAUAUAGGUGAUGAUGAUCGUUCCAACACCAUCAAACAUCAGCCGGAUAACAGACCUCCACAGGUUCACAGGAGACAGAGCAGCCCAGGUUGUGGUCAGCAGACUGCUCCCCCCCCUGUUGCCCUCUUUAGCAGUAUCAGCAGCCCUGGACUAUUCAGUAGAUACUAUGACAUGGGAAAUGGGGAUAAUCCCAAUAGACUUAGCAGCCCAACUGGAGAAGGAGCAAAACCUCAGCUGCCACAGAAGAAAGACAAAAAAGAUUUCCCAAAACCAGCUAUAAAUGGAUUGCCUUCUACACCAAAGGUUCUGAUGGGAGCAUGCUUUUCCAAAGUGUUUGAUGGUUGUCCUCUAAAGAUCAACUGUGCAACUUCUUGGAUACAUCCAGAUACCAAAGAUCAGUAUAUCAUAUUUGGCACAGAGGAUGGAAUUUACACCUUGAAUCUGAAUGAACUUCAUGAAACCACAAUGGAGCAGUUGUCUCCUCGAAAGUGCACAUGGCUAUACGUAAUAAAUAAUAUUUUAAUGUCCUUGUCAGGUAAAACACUUCAACUUUACUCCCACAACUUGGUGGGUUUGUUUGAGCAAUCCAAAAAGCCGGGUCUUGCGGCCCAUAUUCAGACCCACCGCUUCCCUGACAGAAUAUUGCCAAGGAAAUUUGCCCUCACUACAAAGAUUCCGGACACAAAAGGCUGCCACAAGUGCUGCAUUGUAAGAAAUCCAUACACAGGGCAUAAGUAUCUGUGUGGAGCUCUGCAGUCUGGAAUAGUUUUACUCCAGUGGUACGAACCAAUGCAGAAGUUUAUGCUGAUAAAGCACUUUGAUUUCCCUCUGCCUAGUCCAUUGAAAGUGUUUGAAAUGCUGGUCAUUCCCGAGCAGGAUUACCCAAUGGUCUGUGUAGCUGUCAGUAAAGGUGUAGAACCAAAUCAGGUUGUACAGUUUGAGACAAUCAACUUGAGCUCUGCAUCUUCGUGGUUUACAGAGAUUGGCACAGAAGGCCAUCAACUGGAAGCCAUACAUGUGACACAGCUGGAGAGAGACACAGUCUUAGUAUGCCUGGACCACUAUGUGAAAAUAGUAAACUUACAAGGAAAACUGAAAUCAAGUAGAAAAUUAGCAUCAGAGCUGAGCUUUAACUUCCAGAUUGAAUCUGUUGUGUGCCUUCAAGACAGUGUAUUAGCUUUCUGGAAGCAUGGCAUGCAGGGAAAAAACUUUAAGUCAAAUGAGGUCACGCAAGAAAUUUCUGAUGAGUCAAGAAUCUUCAGGUUAUUAGGAUCAGACAGAGUGGUGGUUUUGGAGAGCAGACCAACAUUAAAUCCAACAGCACACAGCAACCUGUACAUCUUGGCCGGACAUGAGAACAGUUACUGAGAUAGCAAUGCUAGUUUGAACACAUGACGUAGGAAUAUAUAUGUAUAUUCCAGCAUACAAAAUCCCCCUACAAGGACCUAUGCAAGGUGGAUUGCGGCUUUGAUCAUAUCUGUAUUAUUGUGUAGAAUUCGUAUUUUUAACUUUUGUGUGCUGGAAACGGCUAAAUGUCCUGUCACCACUGUGUGGUGUUUGGUUUUAUUUAGUUGCUUAAUAAAAAGCUGUGAGUUAUGGCCCCUUUAUGAUCAGUAGAAAAGGGGUUUAAAGCCUUUUUAAAAAUAAUAUGGGGUGCUCAAUACUUUUUUUUUUUUUUUUUUUUUUAAAUUGUCUGAGCAGAUGCUGAGAUCAAGCCUGGCACUUUGCUUUUUAUAUUUAAGCCUAUUGUUCUUUAUGGAAAGCUGCAUUGCCACUUACUUUGGGCCAAGUCAAUCUUUUUGGUGGGGCAAAAUUGCUCAACUUUGAUACCAGCACCACACAUCACUGGAAAAGCGUUUCACCCAUCAAAACCGUUAAUUUGCCAAAAUGUAUUGUGCCUAUAUUCUUUUCCAUAUAGGUAUCAUUUUUAACUGUUUGGUAUUUAAUGUAUAAUACCUUUUAUUUUACAUAAGAUGCUUAAGCUACAACUUACAACCGUGUGGUAAUAAAUGAUAGAAUGUGCUAUAACCUAAAUUUCAAAAGGAGUAACCUAAAUCCUUUUUUUAUAAGAUGUUACCAGAGUCUAAUUUACAUAGAUUGCUUGUCUGCGUUUCUGAUAUAGCUGUAUGUUUGCAGUUAUAACAGAUACAAUUUCUGUGACACAGCAGUCAAAUCUACUCAGGCUGAUUAAAUAUGCCUAUUAGAUGCCAAGUAAGUGACACUACAGAUUAAUAUUCUUAUAGGAAGUUAAAACAUUGGAAGACCUUAAUCUUCUGAAUCUGACAUGUUUAGAAUAUUCUGUAAAAUAGAAUGUUUGAAUCUUAUUUAUUAAUCUUUUGCUUAAGUGGGUAAUAUAUCUAACUUUUAGGGAAAGGUUGCAGAACGGAUUACGUUUGUAUUGUUGUAUAUGGGAAAUUUUAUAUGCAAUCCUUUUUAGCUAUUGUGCAUUGCUUAGUUUUUCUUUCUAGUGUUCUAUUUUGGGGAUCUGUUUUAGACAUCAUACAAAGGGAUUUUUUUGUUUGUAAAUAAAUUGUGUUCUCAAAGCUAUGAACCAUUCACGACACCAGCCGACUAAAUAAGCCAUCGAACAUGUUACUAGGAAAGCUAAUAAUUGUCAUGGGGAAUUGAAGUCUUCACCAGCAUCAAAGCCUGAAUUGAUAUGUUUUGUACUAGAAAGUAGAAUUCUGCUAAUGUUUUUUAAGAAAAUCUUUAAUGUGGCUUUCUGAAUAAGAAAGUAUUUUUUUAUUAUUAUUUUUUUUUUAAAUAACCAUCUGCAAAUGUUGGAAGUGGGUAGAAAAAAGGAUAACUUUUAAAAGGACUUUUUCUUAACCUAUUUCUUAUUUGAACUCACCAUUGUCGUCCAUAAUUGGUAUAAACCUAUUUGAGGUGCCUCUCUAAAAUGGACACCGAAUCUUUUUUGUUUUGUGUUUUCUUUGUACUUGUGCUAAAUCAGUCUACAAUAUUUAAUGGUCCAGUUAGACUGACAAAAGUGCAUUUUUAUAUCCAUUUUACUAAAGUGUAAUGAACAGGUUUUUUCUUGUUCCUGUUCAUACAGAAAUUCGCAUUAAAAUUCCAAAGUGCCUGGUUUUUCCUGAGACUAUUUGUUUUUCUUCGCUAUUUGCUAUGACCUUGUAGCAAACUCAUCCAUAACAAAAUCCCCCAUAAUGACAGUGUCACCACCAAAGGAAUUCUAAAUUAUUGUUGUUGUUUUUUUGUUUUUUACCUUAAUGACUUUCAUUCAGAUGUUUAUCAUGACCAAUGAAAUGUUACGAAAGCAAGACUAAAAUAAAGAUGCUAAUGCUACAUUUUAAA